AUGGCCGUCAAAAGCUUGUCUUCUGACCGAUGCACUCUGGUGGAGUUUGCAUUGAAAACUGCUGGAAUUCCCCCGGAGCGCAUCGUCAUCUUCGGGCAGUCGCUAGGUACGGCAGUCAGCAUAUCCCUCUCGUACCACCUCGCUCUACAAUCGCCACCAACUCUCUUUGCGGGGAGCGUGCUCAUAGCGCCAUUUGCGAAUGUCGAACUUCUGACCCAGACGUAUAGCAUUGCUGGCACCAUUCCUCUUCUUUCGCCUGUGGUACGAUGGCCCAAGGCUCUAGACUGGCUCAAUAGCUUCAUCAUAAGUAAAUGGCCAUCAAAGGACAAAUUGGCCGAACUCAUUCGUCGGUUGGAGACUUUAUGGCUUUCAGAGAAGGGGAUAAGGUACGACAUCACAAUCAUCCACGCACAAGACGAUUACGACAUCCCGUGGUCACAUUCGCACAUUUUGUUUUGGCAUGCCGCCAACGCAACAAGACUCCCUGAAGCGAUCCUAAGUUUCGAAGAACUGGAAGUUGAGAAGGCCGGGCGGAAAUCAGAUCUUGGAGAUGGCUGGAGGGAGGUAGCCUGGAGAGGGGAUGCGGGAGUGCUGCGAGAGCAGAUCCCGGACCAUGGACUUCAUGAUCAAAUCAUGAUUUAUCUGGUUGUGAGUCUCGCCGUCGCACGAGCAUUACAAAGCCAGGAUCGAGAAUAG
This is a messenger RNA of Cladophialophora bantiana CBS 173.52, 696 nucleotides long. RefSeq lists its product as uncharacterized. Lineage: Eukaryota; Fungi; Ascomycota; Eurotiomycetes; Chaetothyriales; Herpotrichiellaceae. The record is from RefSeq and is a predicted model, not a curated record. The transcript has a single exon. The coding region runs from base 1 to 696 and encodes 231 amino acids.